ACCCUUUGUUUUCACUUUUAAAAUUUCCUGGCGAAGUUUCAAAUGGAAUACCAAUAUAUGACAAAUAUUUGGUCUCGAUUUUUAAUAAAUUUGCCAUUUAAAUGAAGUCAGUAAGUUCAUAAUAAGAUUGUCGUCUGCGACUUACGAUUGAUUGCAGAUUUCAAAAUGGGAUAUGAUACAGAUAGGUUCACGUCUGCUAUAAAUGAUGCUCUCACGUGCUGCAUAUGCCGUGACGUAUUAGAAGAUCCGGUUCAAGCUCCGUGUGAACACGCGUACUGCAGAACCUGCAUAGAGGCGUGGUUAGUGCACGAGACAACGUGUCCCGAAGACAGGAGGCCAUUGUCUUAUUCAGGACUUCGUCCUCUUUUCCGCUACAUGAAAAAUGACUUGAAUCGUCUGCAACUUAAAUGCAAAAACGAGGCUUACGGAUGUGAAAGCAUUGUUUCUCUUGAAACGCUUGAGGCGCACGAGAGAGAUUGUAUUUUCGACAGACACAAGUGUCCAAAUGACAGAUGUUCUUUCUUUGCAAAUCGGCAGGAAGUUGAAAGUCACGUGAAAAGAUGUGAAUAUGGUCGAAAGGAAUGUCCAAAUGGAUGUGGAAUGCUUCUUGCUAGGCCCGUUGAUCUUGAUCAUAACUGUAUCCAAGAACUGAAAACAUGCCUAGAAGUAUUACGAUCAGAGUUUGCUUGCAAGUUUGACGAUCAAAGGCAAGAUAUUGAAUUGCGAUUGGAUACUCAGAGAAAUCACAUGAUCCAAAGAGAGGCGGGGCUUCAGAGUCAAAUGGACGCUUUGAAAACGGAGAAUUCUCGGCUGGAACUGAAAGUGAAAUCGCUUAUGGAUAUUGAAUUAGAAAGGCGUCAGGAUAUUGAAAAGCUGAAACUGGAAAAUAAAGAGCUAACAGAGUUAUUGAGAAAAACUUCAGCAAUGUCGGAACUUCGAGCUCCAAGAAAACUACAACGCAGCCUAACUUUUAGAGGAAAAGAAUCACAUGUUUAAGUGUGACUUCUUUCAAGACCAUACAAAAAUUUCGCCAAUUAUUUCUAGGGUAAUUCGAAAAUAAGUCACACUAUGCAUGGAUACUGUAAACUUAUUUUGAAUCAGUUUAUUCAUGUACAUUUUUCAUUGCAGUGUGAUGAAAUGAUUCCAUUAUUUUUACCUCUGUUGUAAAUACUUCGUAACUGAUACACAUUUUGCAAUUUUUGUGUAUUAUAAUGACAAAUUUCAAAUUUUGAAAGACAACAAUUUUAUAGAUGCAUGACACAGGAAAUAAUUGUACCUGUGUGUAGUUAGGGCCUGUAUACAUCUCCGCUUCUAAUUUGUUUGCAUAUUCACUAACUUUGAAUUUUAUUUCUAACCGGAGAACUGAAAAAAGAUACACAUUUAUAAAUCAUGUAUAGAAUGAAUUCUGAAUGGGCAUUAUUGCAUGACUUUUGGAUGUAUGGGGAAUAUGUUAUUCCAAAAUGACAAAGGAUAUAAAAAGGAUUUUAUAUCCAGAUUUUUGCCAGAAAAAAUAAAUGUACGUGUAUGUACUUGGCAACUAGGCAACUGUAAGGUUCUAUUUCUUCAUUCAUAUUUUUAUAUCUGUUAAAUACAGUGAUAGUACAUUUUAUUACAAUAGCAAUUAUAAUUUAUAUGAAAACUUGUUUAGUAGAAUUUAGACAAAUGUGGCAUUAUCUACCCAGUGAUAUUUCCAGUUAUUUUGUUAUG
This is a messenger RNA of Ruditapes philippinarum (Manila clam), 1707 nucleotides long. RefSeq names its product RING finger protein 151-like. The record is from RefSeq and is a predicted model, not a curated record. Gene Ontology annotation, molecular function: zinc ion binding. Bases 166 to 996 code for a protein of 276 amino acids. The transcript is spliced from 2 exons. Lineage: Eukaryota; Metazoa; Mollusca; Bivalvia; Venerida; Veneridae.